Nanorana parkeri is the source of this 330-nucleotide messenger RNA. It is a transcript of the gene CLPS, whose product is annotated as colipase. Gene Ontology annotation, biological process: digestion; lipid catabolic process; positive regulation of catalytic activity. Lineage: Eukaryota; Metazoa; Chordata; Amphibia; Anura; Dicroglossidae. The transcript has 3 exons. Gene Ontology annotation, molecular function: enzyme activator activity; lipase binding. The coding region runs from base 1 to 330 and encodes 109 amino acids. The record is from RefSeq and is a predicted model, not a curated record. Gene Ontology annotation, cellular component: extracellular region.
AUGGCACAUUAUAUCAUGUUGCUGUGUUUCACUCUGCUGCUCGCUGUCGGAAUAGCACAGUCUGGACUCAUUAUUAAUCUGGACACUGGAGAGCUUUGCCUUCAAAGCAUUCAGUGUAAGAGUAACUGUUGCCAUAGAAAGGAUGGGUUGAGUUUGGCACGGUGCGCUCCCCUAGCUGCUGAAAACCAGAAGUGUUCCCCUUGGCACCUCUAUGGAGUCUACUAUCACUGUAAUUGUGAAAUGGGACUAAAGUGUAAAGUAAACCACACUCUUGUUGGACUCGUCACCAACACAGACUUCGGAUACUGCAAGGACCCAAAUGAUCCAUGA